UUAAGUAAAAGUCGACAGACCAAUACAUAUCAUACUAGCGAGUGAUCGACGAAGGGUUUCAAUAAUAAUAGGAGUGCCCUGCUUCCGUCGGAGUCGAGAACAGCAAGGUUAUUUACAGCCUUUUCUAAAAUUUCUGUCCGAUCAAAGUGAAUGGGUAUUGACCCCGUUCGUAAAAAAAAUCACCCAAAAAUGAUCAAAUUUCUCGAAUUUUUAUUUUUCAAUACAGUAGAGUUAGCGCCGCACAGCCAUACCCAUUCCCGACCACAACGAUUGAUCCUACCCUUCACACUGGCCAUGAUCAGACCGUGUCCUAAGCUACCGUGCACGAAAAGUUCUGGAAAUCAGCAAGUUUUCCUCACCUGCUUUGAUUCUCUCCGAAACAGCGACUGUGUGUCAACUAUCAUGUUCUCAACAAAGACAAGCGCGCCCACUGGAAUGAUGACCAUUAGCCCCGCACCCGCUCCUGAAAACACCCCAGCAAGCAUUCCAACAGUGCUUGCUGAUGUAUGUGAAGCCUCGUUGCUUCAGGCUGAGCCGGUGGGAGACAGAAACACCAUACUCACAUCCAGAUCCUAGUUGUCAAGUUCGCGACUACACCCACGGUUGCCAACUUUAUCAAAGAGGUCCCUUGCUGGUGAGCUGAGAGAAUGCGGCA
Messenger RNA from Cantharellus anzutake, 655 nucleotides. RefSeq lists its product as uncharacterized. The record is from RefSeq and is a predicted model, not a curated record. NCBI's taxonomy places the organism in Eukaryota, Fungi, Basidiomycota, Agaricomycetes, Cantharellales, Hydnaceae. The coding region runs from base 151 to 576 and encodes 141 amino acids. The transcript has a single exon.